CUCUCACAGGCAUUUCCUCAAACACUUGACGUGCAAAAUUAAUUCCUCCUCACCUUCCCAUAAACACACAGAGGACAGAAACAUAUUGUUCCAUUUCCAUUCCCGUUCCUAGAUUCCAACAAAACCCACCAAUGGCCAGAGCAGGAUUCGUUCGGAUUCUGAGCGUUCUGAUCAUCGCCGCUGCGGUUAUGAUUCAGAUGCUUGGUUGCGGAGUGGAAGCUCGGCCGUUCAAUAUAUUGAAGCAGUGUACCGAUGCGCAGAGUGGCGGGAGCUGGUGGGCCGAUGCGGCUUUCUGGGACGGGUUGGCCCUUGGAGCGGUGAAGCAAUCCGGGCCCAGCCCGGGCGUGGGGAACAGCUUCACCGAUGCUGCGAACGAUGGUCCCAGUCCUGGAGUGGGGCACUGAUCAUAUAUUAACUUAAUUAAAAUUGGUUCCUUAG
Messenger RNA from Linum trigynum, 438 nucleotides. The record is from the annotation of a GenBank genome assembly. NCBI's taxonomy places the organism in Eukaryota, Viridiplantae, Streptophyta, Magnoliopsida, Malpighiales, Linaceae.